Molecule: messenger RNA, 1011 nt
Organism: Acanthosepion pharaonis
Lineage: Eukaryota; Metazoa; Mollusca; Cephalopoda; Sepiida; Sepiidae
Source: the annotation of a GenBank genome assembly
AUGUUUUCAUUCUACAUUUUUCAUUCUUUCUUUCUUUCUUUUUUCUUUCUUUCUCUUUGCAUCAUUCUUUCUUUAUUUCUUUCUUUUUGCAUCUUUCUUUCUUUUUACAUCUUUCUUUCUUUCUUUCUUUUUCCAUCCUUCUUUCUUUCUUUCUUUUUCCAUCUUUCUUUCUUUCCUUUUGAAUCUAUCUUUUUUUCUUUAUUUAUUUAUUUAUUUAUUUAUUUAUUUUUGCAUCUUUCUUUCUUUCCUUUUGAAUCUAUCUUUAUUUAUUUAUUUAUUUAUUUAUUUAUUUCUUUAUUUCUUUAUUUCUUUCUUUCUUUUUGCAUCUUUCUUUCUUUCUUUCUUUCUUUUUGCAUCUUUCUUUUUACAUCUUUCUUUCUUUCUGCAUCUUUCUUUUUGCAUCUUUCUUUAUUUCUUUCUUUCUUUUUGCAUCUUUCUUUUUACAUCUUUCUUUCUUUUUGCAUCUUUCUUUCUUUCUUUCUUUUUGCACCUUUCUUUCUUUUUACAUCUUUCUUUCUUUCUUUCUUUUUCACCUUUCUUUCUUUUUCAUUUGCAUCUUUCUUUCUUUCUUUUUGCAUCUUUCUUUCUUUCUUUUUGAAUCUUUCUUUCUUUCUUUCUUUCUUUUUACAUCUUUCUUUUUGCAUCUUUCUUUCUUUCUUUCUUUCUUUCUUUCUUUUAAUCCCUCCUUACCCUACCAUACCAUUAUUAUCUGUAUUAUCUCCUUUUUCUUACAACCUUUUUGCCAUAAGUAUCUUUAAAUUCUUACUCUCCUUAAUCACCCCUUACCUCUUCCUUUUCUUUUUCCUUCCUGCACUAUUCCUCACCGCCCCACUACACCCUUUUUAUAUUUCACACACAGCACCAUUCCAGUUGAUUUCAAUAUUUAGUUCCCGCUGUGACAUACAACAGCAUCUUCUACCACCCCAGGGCAUAAAAUUAAGAGGGGCAGACCAACAAACAUGCAGUUCAUUUACUCCAAUAGACUCACAGUUGGAUGAGAACUCGACUUAA